AUGACCGACGCUGCACGCAUUGACGCGAGCCGCAACUACGAGAAGGUGCUCCGGGGAAAGUAUCCGGCGAAGGCGCAUGCGAAGAAGGUGGCCGAGUGGAUCUUGGAACAGGGUGGGGAUAGAAGGGGUACAAUCUACCUGGAGGCGCAGAAGAGGAAGUUGUUAGAGGAUAAUGAUGAGGAUGCACCCUUCCGCCAGCGGCGGUUCUUUUAUUACCUUAGUGGCUGCAACCUUGCGGACUCGUAUUUGACGUACGAGAUCGAGACCGAGAAACUGACGCUUUUCAUCCCGCCAAUCGAGCCGGACGAGGUGAUAUGGAGUGGGUUGCCGAUGACGGUGGAGGAAGCUAAGGAGAAAUAUGAUGUGGACGAUGUGCAGACAACCAACGAUGUGAAUGCAUACCUGAGCUCCUCAAGUAGCAGCGCGCUUUCCACGAUUUAUGCCAUUCCCGAACAAGUCUCUGACCACAUCACCUUUCUGGCCUAUAAGGACAAGGAGCUCAGCCUCCUGAAGAGAGCAAUCGAAAUAUGUCGCGUGACCAAGUCUCCCUACGAAGUGGCUCUCAUCAAAAAGGCGAACGACAUCUCCACGGACGCCCACAUCAACGUCAUGAGGUCCGUCCGCAACUCCAGGAAUGAAGCGGAAUUGUACGGCCUGUUCCUGAAAUCAUGCAUUGAGCGGAACGCAAAACACCAAGCUUAUCACAGCAUCGUGGCCGCUGGCGAAAAUGCCGCUACCCUGCACUACGUCAAGAAUGACGCGCCAAUCUCCGGGAAAGAUCUUUUGCUCCUGGAUGCUGGCUGCGAGGUCGACUGUUACGCGUCCGAUAUUACCCGCACGUUCCCCAUUUCGGGCGAAUUCACAAAGGAAAGCUUCAGCAUCUACGAAAUCGUGCUCUCUAUGCAGACAAGAUGUCUUGCUGCACUGAAAACUGGUGUACAGUGGGAAUCCGUGCAUGAGCUAGCGCACAAGGUCGCAAUCGAGGGCCUCCGCUCCCUUGGCAUAUUGAAAGGCGACCCUUUGGAGCUCCUCAAGUCCAGAACGAGCGUAGCCUUCUUCCCGCACGGCUUGGGUCACUACCUGGGCAUGGACACGCACGACACUGGCGGCAAUCCCAACUACAGCGACCCCGAUCCCAUGUUCAGGUAUCUGCGUGUGCGUGGUAACCUUCCGGCUGGCAGCGUCGUCACUGUCGAGCCCGGCAUCUACUUCUGCAGAUUCAUCAUCGAGCCUUAUCUGAAGGAUCCGGCGCAGAGUUGCUAUAUCAACGAACAGGUGUUGGAGAGAUACUGGAGUGUCGGUGGCGUCAGGAUCGAGGACAAUAUCCUCAUCACUGAAGAUGGUUACGAGAAUCUGACACGGGCGCCCAAGGAGGCCAGCCAGCUGGAGCGGUUCAUCAAGGAUAUGCGUUAA
Messenger RNA from Westerdykella ornata, 1413 nucleotides. RefSeq names its product putative Xaa-Pro aminopeptidase pepP. The record is from RefSeq and is a predicted model, not a curated record. The transcript has 5 exons. Gene Ontology annotation, molecular function: manganese ion binding; metalloaminopeptidase activity. Bases 1 to 1413 code for a protein of 470 amino acids. Lineage: Eukaryota; Fungi; Ascomycota; Dothideomycetes; Pleosporales; Sporormiaceae.